Messenger RNA from Auxenochlorella protothecoides, 426 nucleotides. RefSeq lists its product as hypothetical. The record is from RefSeq and is a predicted model, not a curated record. The coding region runs from base 1 to 426 and encodes 141 amino acids. Lineage: Eukaryota; Viridiplantae; Chlorophyta; Trebouxiophyceae; Chlorellales; Chlorellaceae. The transcript is spliced from 3 exons.
AUGGCCAACCCUGCUGUCGAGUUCGCGGAGGCAGAAGUGAGACGAGCGCUCGUCACCAUCCAGCACACUGCCACUGAGGUGGCAAACACCCCCACGCUGGGCCUCUACUACGUCAGGGAGCACAUCCGGGCGUCCCUCCCGCUGGUGGUGGCCAGCCGGCAGCAGCUGGCCGAGGCCCAGCAGGGCUUGCAAGACGGCCUGUAUGCGGCAAGAGGCGCCGAGGAGUUUGCGAGCACCCUGUCGGCGGUCCUGCCCGGAGCCCUGGAGCGCCUGCAGGCCGCCCUGACCCAGGCCAUCGGCACCGCUGCGGCUGCUGCGCCUGCCAGGAGCACUGACGCCUCCACCCUGGCCCGCUCCCUGGACCGCCUAGGUCUGAGGAGCGGGGCCCCUUUGUCCCCAGCUAGCAAGGGGGAGGGCCUGGUCUGA